UAUGGAGAUAGUGCCUAUAUCAUCCUUAUCGCCUUCUUCGGCAUUGCCUACCGACUGUGGGUUCAAGGCACUGGUCACACUGCUCUGGCCCUUUUCUUCAGCAACUGGACAAUGCGCUCUUCUCUUGGCCGACCCGGACGCGCGACAGCGACACCAGAAAGGUCAAGUACGCGUACGGUUUACUGGACCAAGUGCGCGCCAUAUAGCUGCAUCAGGCAUUGGUAUCGGCGAUAGCGUGCAAGUCGCGCUCGUAGGCGUGCAAUGGUUGUCCGAGUCCAGUACAGCUCUGGUCAAGACGCCCGGUAGGAGCGUUGAUGGCGAGCUCAUAUUCAAGAACCGUCUGACCAUGACCAUCAUGCGAGGAGAGGCUCAGUUGAGAACAAUCAAUGUGGACGAAUCCAUCCAGCCCACGUCACCGAAGCCUAGUAUGCUGCCACCAAGCACGCCUAUCACUCGACCCAAACCUCGCACUUCCUUCGAUGCUUAUGGAGUCGCCGUAUAUUCUUCUCCAGCUUUUAUGAAGCGUCUUCGAUUGUCUGAAGGAGGCACAUCAUACUCNCCCGUACCCGUGUCAGAAGACGACGACCAGGAUACUGUCGCAUCGCGCAAGAGACGGAGGGUUUCAUACAAAAACGUUUCUGAAUGGAAGUUUGACGCCCGAGAACCUUCUCCCGAGAAAGAGCAAGAUGAUGUCUUGGAGGUUGCAGGUGCAGACGAGAACCUGGCCAUUGAAACUGCAGUGCCAAGAAAAGCCACUGUAGAAACUGGCAACGUGACCGAGGAAAGUCAGGACUUGGAUAUGCACGAGGCUGCUGAGUCAACAGAAAAGGCGGACCAACGACCUGAGCAGCGUACCUCUGAAGCCCAGAAUGUUCAGGGAAUUGCAGUACAAUCUGCUCAGGAGACUGUCGCACAAGAUCCAACAGUAAAAGUUGCCGAGGAACAGCUGUUGCAGACUGAGGCUGAGGCUCCUUCGAGGUCUGCAGCAGGAAAUCUCGGCGUGCAAGAUCCAGAAGAGAAAGUGGCAGAAGCAGUGGUUCAACAACCUGACGACACCACGAGAUCAGGAGAGACUAUUCUGGAGGGAGCAUCACAAGCUCCUGCAAGUUCCGUGACGUCCCAAGUCCAGGUUUCGACCUCUCCAACCAUGCAACCUUCUGAUUUGCCGCGUCUGACUAUAUUGCCAACCGAAAGCGAACUUCUAGAACAAAUGGCGCGUGCCCAAGCCAUCAAUAGGCCGACAACGCCAAUCUUGCAGCCACUGCUCACUGAAGGCCUGCCUUUACCAUCACCUUUCCCGACAAGUGCCCAGAAGAUGCCUUCGCCAGUUGUUCCGAAUGUAGCAGGAACUCUAGAGAUCACUGAGACAGCCCUUGGGCAUGUGACAAACACAGGAAAGGCUGUUGGUUUCGCCGAGAAAUCGUCACCCGCUUCCAACGUCCAAAUACAGAAUCAACCAGCAAGUAUUAUGGCGGAGGUACAAGAGUCUGCGCCGUCUUCCAACAUAGUUCAGGCGAAGACGGAACCCUCGCAGCAAAACUCGGACCAGCGGACAGGAUCAACAACACAAACGCCUCGCAUUGUUGCAGACACCUGUGACGGCUGCGCUGAAGAAAACCCUGUUGUGAUGUCUUUUGGUAGUGAGGACGAGGAUGAGGACGAGGAUGAGGACGAGGAUGAGGAUGAGGAUGAGGAUGACGAGAAGGAGGACAAAGAAACCGGACCUUCCAAUCGACCAUCAGUGGCUGUUUCUUCACCAAUCGUGGCAGAUGUCCAAUUCGGACAGCGCUCGAGAGGUGACAGAUUCGACGACGAGAGCUCUGCUGACGACGAAUCUGAUGAAGACAUGGAAUCGCUUAGUGAGGAUUCAGAAUCGGAUGAUGCGUCCUCUGUAUACAACUCCGAACAGAUCUUAGCUCUGCAAGAGCAAAGUGAUAACGAAGGUGCCGUCGAAGAACCAGAUUGGGACUACCUGGAACGUAAACUCGAGCAAGAAGAGGCUGCUCUCCAACAGUCAAGAGAAGACCUUACUGCCAGAGACAACGGUGUCAUCGAGGUUGCCGACAACCUUGAAGAAGGAGAUGAGGCAGAUGAUGCUGUGAUUCACGAUGACAACUCUGACCUCGACGAAGAGAUGUUGGCUAGAAGCGACGACGAAAGCGCUGAUGAUGAAUCCGACGGCUCGGGAUAUUUUGAUCAGGCUGUAAUGCCUGAUACUGAUGAUGACUCCAGAGAAGAGUCCGAAGUUGAGAUGAUGGAUCAAACUUGUCAACCUUCGAUGCGUGAAACCAUGUAUAGCCAUCCAUUUGGCCUAGAUGGAGCUCAAACACUGACAGAAACGAGGACGGCAUUGCCUUCUCAAGCAGCGUCAGAGACUAGUUCUACAGCGGGGGAUGAGACCAUCGCCUGGCGUGACAGAGAUAUUGCUGUCGAGACCCUUGGUCAGCAAUCUCAACAACCCCAACCUCAAUCUCAAACCAUCAACCAAGCAGCUCGAACAGUUUUACCUCCUCAUGCUCCGCCACCAUCUUCAUCUAGGCUUGACGUCGUCGGGUUACUAGACGAUUCGGAAUCAGAUGAAGAAGAUGAUACAACCGCUGCUCCUGUUCCUCAAGAGACGAUUGAUUUCUUGCCUUCGGUUAGUCUUGUCAACAAUUUGCUCGGUAACAAACAGAAGGAUGCGCACCUCGAGCUCAGCGGACCAGUCACUGCCCAGAUUCGCUCAGAGGUCAAGAAGAUAUCACAGCAGGCUGACAGUCCGAGUACCAAAUGGACCAAGUUCAAUGCCUUGAAGACCAUCUGUAAAAUCGGAGUCAAUGUGGUAGUCGCCGCUGACAGUAGUAACAUAUUUGCAGAGGGUGUCAAGUAUCGUCUCAAGGAGGACGAAGUAUUUGUCAGUGCCUGUUGGAAAGUCUACAACCAGCUUUCAGACGUGGAAAAACACCAAUCAGGUCAACUAUCCGAUGUGCUUGCCUGUCUCGAGGAGCUCGAAGAGAAGCGGGAUUACUGUUUUGAGGGGUUCACCGAGUUNUUGGAGCAGUUCAAACAGAACUACCAUCAUAUGCCUGCGGAGAUAAGACAACAGCAAUGGCAGCCCAAGAUGUACAAGAACUGGAACUACAUGCGGCUGUCCAGAACAAAGAUGAUCAACAGAGGCCUGCGCCUCGAGUUGUCGAGCCGCAGUCUGGACAACUACAAGCAGAGCCUGAAAGCCANAACAUGGAAGGCCGACAUGGAGACUGAAACAACUGCUCAAGCAGGCCCAGCUCAAGACGAGCCAGCGUCUGUAGAGGACAUAAACUCUUCUCNAACCUUGGAGGAAGAAUUCGAGUCUCAAUCAGAAACCGGUGGAGACGAAUCCGAGGUUAUGGAUGUCGAGGCUGCUUCUGUCAGAUCCACUGACGAGCAUGAGAUUGAUCCUAUGGUGCUCGAAGAGGAACACGAGAUUGAUCCCGCCUUGCUUGAGGAGAGGGACCACGUCAAUUCCUCGCAAUCACAAGGAUUGAUCCUGCGUUACUUGAAGAAGAACAUGAGAUUGAUCCUGCACUGCUUGCAGAGAGACAUGAUGGUCUUCAGNUCUAACAGUCAUCCUAGCCCACUACAAACUGACGAGGCGACGUCCGAAGCCCCCGAGCCUGCCGCCUUUUCAGUUGCUGACAAUGAAGAGAAUGACCGACGGACCGUUGAAGGAGAGACUACAGCUGCAGUGGAUGAGUCCAUGAAAGACGANAUUUUUGUCACUCAGAACGAUAACGAAGCCGCCGCUCAAGUUCACGAAGCUCCUCUCAAAUUGGAGGUUCAACAGAGCGUCGAGAUAGAUCUUGACAUUCUAGAACAGCCCAAAAUAGAAACCACACAAAGACAAGCAUUUCCAGCAUCUGGCCCGGAAAGCGCAACAGAGGUCAAAGAGGAGCUGCGUCCGUUGUCGAGCUCUAGCUUCAAGACUCUUAGCCCAACUCCAGACCAUGUUCAAGCCCAGGCACUGGAGUCUGCUACUCGUUCUGCAACUCAUGAUGGUUCACACUUCCCGUCUCAAGCGUUUGAUCAGCCCAUCGAGGAACUUGAUCUCUCUCAAGUCGAGCCGUCUUGGACAUCUCGUACCUCCCAAUUCUCACAAUCACGAUCGUCACGCGCACAUACCCGGAGCGAAACCAUACCGGACAGUGCUGACGAAGAAGCGACCGACCUGGAAGCAGAGAACAAUGAUUCUUCUGUUAUACAUGCAAGCCCAGAACCAGCAACUCAGGCUUCGCCAUCACAGGAUGCUCGAGGAGAGACAAUAAUACUGCCAUCGCAAGAGCUGGGCACUGCUCUCUCNAGUCCCAGAAGCAGGCACCUGGUNCCUCCAGCAAUGCGGUCGCAGCUUGCCGCCAUAGAAGAGACACCAACCUCUGACGAUGGAGGUGCUGCAGAAGAGAUGAGAUCGCAAGUCGGUCUCGACGACGAAUUGCUUGCAGACUACCCUGAGUCUGAGGUAGUCCCAACGCCUUCGAAACCAGAAACAAUGCCUUCGACUCCUAUAAGUACGAAGAAGCCGGCAAGACCUUUGACACUUUUCAGAGGUCGGAAGUCAGUUGGUUCGCGAUUGUCGAUUGGGAAUGGCGAGCAGCAGACUGAGAAAGUCGAGCGGCAAUCCAGAGACGGCGAACAACAGAUUGUGCAAGAUGGGGCGAUGCAAGAUGUGUCUUCUCACGAACCGAAGGCGUCUGAGAUGAUUGAGAAAGUGACAGUAGCUACGAUUGACGGCGACAACCAGGUUCUCAAUGCGACUGAUGCUAGCUUGUCGUUGACGUCUUCUGCAAUGUCUGAAGCUCACCCGCAGACUGCACAAGAACCGCGAGGAGUUGCCGAUACUACGUCCACUACGGCAGUACUUGAACCAGAGCCUUCUACCGCAGUCGAGAAGGUAGAACAAGCCUCGAGUGACUUCCAGAUCAAGCCAACACUCAAGCCAUUUGCAGAGGUCGAAGCAUCACUUUUCGGAACACCUGUGAAGGGCCGAACUGCUGCGCCACAGGAGCCUCAGUCCGCACCUGCUCAAUCCUGGCGUGACGCACUGAGCUCCAAAUUGAGCGAAGUGCCCGUCAUCGGCUCCUGGUUCACGCCUCGACGCACCACUGAGAUUCAAAAGGCAGCCACCGAACACAAAGCCACGACCUCUGGUACUUCGUUUGUGGAAGACACACCAACAAAGGCUGCAGCUGUAUCCUCUCGGGACAGGCAAAAGUCGAUCUCGCCUCCGCCGCUGCAACGUUACGUAUCCCAAGGUACAUCGACGUCUCUAUCGUACUUCACUCCUUUGGCCGGACUUCAUCAGCAUCUCAAUCAGCAAUCUUCUCUUAUUGAUAUUGUUGCUGUCUGCACAACAGCCACCGGCACAGCGGAACGCGCCAAGUCAGGUCCCAAAGAUUACUACACGACAUUCAGAGUUGUUGACCAACCACUUCACGAAUACACCGCUUCUCAAGAGACCUCGGAAGGCGAAAGCGUAGAGGAUGUCACGAUUGAAGUCUUUCGUCCUUUCAAACAAAGUCUACCAAAGGCUUCACCAGGAGAUGUUGUCUUGCUCCGAGGGUUUGUAGUGAGAUCUCGCAACCACAAGAACUAUCUCCUGUCCACUGCGGCCAGCGGAUGGUGUGUAUGGCGUUACGGUGCAUCCUCUGUGUCCACUCUGGAUUACGAAGGCCAAGAAGAGGAAGACGAUAGACCUGUAUGGGCUAGAAAGGGCACAAGCCAGAGAGUUGGCGAGGAUGGCGUGAGAGAAGAGGUCACUGGCCCGCCAGUCGAGAUCGGAGAGGAGGAGAGGGAGAAGGUUGCAAUGGUAAGGACAUGGUGGGAAGGUUUGCAGAAGAAAGGCAAAGGGAAGCAAACAGAUGACCAUGAUGUUAUCAUGAUUGAU
Molecule: messenger RNA, 5899 nt
Organism: Aureobasidium vineae
Lineage: Eukaryota; Fungi; Ascomycota; Dothideomycetes; Dothideales; Saccotheciaceae
Source: the annotation of a GenBank genome assembly